AUGCCCUACAACACCAGCGCCAUCCCUCCGCGCAAAGAGCCCACAGGCCAAACCCAACUCCCACUAUCACGCGUCAAGAAAAUCAUCAACCAAGACCCCGAAGUAGCAAUGUGCUCUAACAACGCCGCCUUUGUCAUCACCCUCGCAGCAGAAAUGUUCAUCCAACAUCUCGCCGAGGAGUCCAACACACAAGCAAAACUGGAGCGCAAACCCCGACGCAACAUCCAGUACAAAGACGUCGCAAACGCCGUCUCGACACACGACAACUUUGAGUUCCUGGAGGAUGUGGUUCCCAAGACGGUGCCGUACAAGAAAGUCAGGGCGGCGGCGCUGGCGACGCAGGCCCGUCUAAAGGGGGAUGGGAAGGGUGCUGACGAGAGAGUAGAGGCUGUUACGGCGGCCACGAAUGGAAGUUUGAUUGUGAAUGGCGGGGGAGGGGGCGCGUUUACCGUGCCGUUGAGGAUGGACGAGAGGCAGGAGGAUCCGAAUGAUCAGUUGCAGAUGGAGAUGAGGCAGGCUACGGGGAGGGAUGAUGUCGGCAUGACGGGUUAG
Messenger RNA from Pochonia chlamydosporia 170, 552 nucleotides. Its product is annotated as histone-fold protein. The record is from RefSeq and is a predicted model, not a curated record. The coding region runs from base 1 to 552 and encodes 183 amino acids. Gene Ontology annotation, molecular function: protein heterodimerization activity. Gene Ontology annotation, cellular component: nucleus; CHRAC. Lineage: Eukaryota; Fungi; Ascomycota; Sordariomycetes; Hypocreales; Clavicipitaceae. The transcript has 4 exons.